AUUUGAAAUAGUAAUUCGAUCACCCUUUAACAAUCAUACAUCCAUCGAAGAAGAAGACACCGGCCUUGAAACAAGCAAUUCAGAUACUUUCAAAGAAAAAUAAUUAGUUUACAUUACUAAUGGCAUUGGCAAAUGAUGAUCAAAAACGUAACUAUGUUCCUAUUGAAGUCGAAAGCCUUCUUCGUUGGGCAGAGAGCAGAGAGGGUGGAUUUGUCAACCAGCGUCCAUCUAUUUGCAAAGUUCCUAGCAUACUUCGAGAUCUUAGCCCUGAUUCAUUCAAACCUCAGUUGGUCUCUAUAGGACCUCUACACAAGGAAGAAACAAAUGUGCAAGAGAUUGAAAGGCUAAAAAGGACUUAUCUGCAUGACCUAUUGAAACGUCCAAUUUCCCCACCAAAGCAGCCCAAAACAAAAUUAGAAGACUGUUUGGAAAAAGUCAACUCUUCAAUAGCAAAAAUCAAGUCGUCUUAUUCUGCAACGGAAUAUAGUGAGGACCAACUUGCCAAUAUGAUGGUCAUGGAUGGUUGCUUCAUACUUGAGUUCUGCUUAAAAGAUAUUUCCAAGGAACAAACCUUGUUAAGCAAGAUACAAACGUUUCGUAUUUCCAUUGACUUGAUGUUACUUGAAAACCAAAUCCCUUUCUUUGUUCUUCAAGAUAUCUUUGAUCUCACCAAACCCGAUUCCAUAAGUCUUUCCCUUACUUCCCUUCUCCAUGAGGUUCUAUUAAAGGAUGUCCAUCCGUUUUACAUUUCCCCAAACAUGGAAUUCCCAGAUGAGUUUUCACUCCCGGAUGUCUUAAAUAAUUCAAAUCAUGUUCAUGUUCUUGACUGUCUACACAAAAGUUACCAAUUUAAGUCAUCGGCGAUUGUAGAUACCUCUUGCGGUGUGUGUAUUGUCCCAUGGGUGACACUUUUUAAAUAUAUGUAUAAUAUGUGUGGAUUAUUGUGUAGUUGCCUUUCAAAAAAAUUCGAGACUGUAGCCGCUCGGACAGCCUUGAAUUACAAUCAUACUGUUGUAGAAUUGGAGAGGUCCGGGGUGAACUUUAAGCCGCAAGAAGACAAAAAUAAGGCAAUGGCCAUGCAAUAUGUCAAAGCAUCUGCUUGCUUUUGGUGGCCUUGGAGGAAGCCUAUUACAUUUGUUAUGCCAACACUUAUUAUUCAAGAUUUUACUGAAGUAGUUCUGAGGAACUUUAUUGCAUAUGAGCAAUUUAAUCCUCAAGUAAACUACUACUUUACAUCUUAUUCGUGUAUCAUGGAUAAGUUAAUCGAUAACGAAGCGGAUGUUGGCACCUUGGUAGAAUCACGAGUCUUGAUUAACCAUCUUGGUUCAUACAAAGACGCUGCAACGAUGAUCAACAGCAUAUGUAAAAACAUACAAGUUAUUGAUGAUCAAUUCUAUUACUCCGAAGAGAUAAAAGCAUUGGAUGAAUACUACAAUUCUUACUGGCCUAACAGUUUUGCACAUUUGAGACGUACAUAUUUUAGUACUCCGUGGAGUUUUAUCGCUCUACUUGCUGGUAUCACCGUGCUUGUUUUUACUGUGGUUCCGGGCAUAUAUACUGUCAUGUCCUAUCAUAACUAAAUCACUUUGUGCUGAUUGAAGCAAUGUUACCAAUGGCCGAAUUUCCAUGCUUGCUUUUUCUUCUUUUGUAAUUUGUCACUCAUGUUGUAAAAGUAUAUGUUUAACUUGCUUGAUGUAUUUUUAGUGUUGGUAUGAUAGAUUUCAUUUU
Messenger RNA from Erigeron canadensis, 1728 nucleotides. RefSeq names its product UPF0481 protein At3g47200-like. The transcript has 2 exons. The record is from RefSeq and is a predicted model, not a curated record. The coding region runs from base 120 to 1580 and encodes 486 amino acids. NCBI's taxonomy places the organism in Eukaryota, Viridiplantae, Streptophyta, Magnoliopsida, Asterales, Asteraceae.